UUCACAGCGAUAGCAAGUUUCUUUAGCAAGGUUUGCGACAGAGAGAAGAAAGAAAAGCGAUGGCACUCACUCCCUUCUUCAAGCGCGGUGAUCUCACCAGCAUUUUCGACAGCCCCCUCGAUCGCUUCUUCGAUCCAUCGGCGAUCUUCGAGAGCGGCCCAUCUCGCCAGUUCGCCAAGGAUGCCAGCGCCGUCGCCAACACCCGCGUGGAUUGGGUUGAGACCCCGGAUGCGCAUGUCAUCAAGGCCGAUCUUCCAGGACUGAGCAAGGAGGAGAUCAAGAUCGAGAUCCAGGAUGGCAACACGCUGGUUCUCAGCGGCGAGCGCAAGAAGGAAAGCACGCAGGAGACGGACAAGUGGCACCGCGUGGAGCGCUCGUAUGGCUGCUUCUUGAGGAAGUUCCGACUGCCCGAGGACUCCAAGGUGGAAGAGAUCAACGCGAAGGUGGACAACGGCGUCCUCACCAUCAACGUCCCCAAAUCGAAGGAAACCAAGCCCGAGACCCGCUCUAUCAAUGUGGCUUAGAUCAAUGAGUCGAACGAGAGAAACCAGCUUGGGUCGGGUUAUAGCUUGAUUGUGGUCUGUUUUGUGGUCUAGCUUUGAUGUAAAGGUCCUCGAAUCGAAGUUUUUCCUUUUAUCAUGAUAAAUAAAGUGUGACAACCGAUGGUAAAAAA
Selaginella moellendorffii is the source of this 673-nucleotide messenger RNA. Its product is annotated as 17.4 kDa class I heat shock protein-like. Gene Ontology annotation, biological process: protein folding; response to heat; response to hydrogen peroxide. Bases 60 to 524 code for a protein of 154 amino acids. Lineage: Eukaryota; Viridiplantae; Streptophyta; Lycopodiopsida; Selaginellales; Selaginellaceae. The record is from RefSeq and is a predicted model, not a curated record. The transcript is spliced from 2 exons.